UUUUUUCCCUCCUAUUACUGCUGCUCAGCCUCCCGAGCACCAGUACUGGAGUGUGACAAGAGCAGCUAUGCAGUGUGUAAAGCAGCUCUCAGCCUGAGCCUGAUGGUAAAUCCUGGCCAGCGCACACCUCGUAGGCUUGUUGGAGUGUUUCUGCUGGUUCUGCUGAUUAAGCUGCAAGUAAGGAAAGCACAGAGCUCCAGGUGCCAUUUACUGAAGUGAAUGUGAGCGAUAAGAGGACGCACCAAGUGACCAGAAAUUUGGCAAGCGGAAGAAACCAUUUCCUUUUGUUUGUCUUCUGAAGAACCCUGAUUGCUACUCGUUUCCGCCGUGCAAGGAAACGUGAGGGCUUUGCUCAAAGCAAACGUCUUUAUGGGAAAGUUCUUUGUGUUCUUUUUCUAGAACAGUAUUCUGAUUUUAAUUACUAGAACCAAAGCGAAAACGAGAGACAGUCCAAAAAAGAAGGACAAAGCAUAAGGAUGGCGAAUUCGGGAUUUCAGCUCCUGGGCUACUUCUUGGCUCUGGGCGGCUGGAUCGGGAUCAUCUCGACCACGGUGCUGCCCCAGUGGAAGCAGUCUUCGUACGCAGGAGACGCCAUCAUCAUGGCAGUGGGGCUGUACGAGGGCCUGUGGAUGUCCUGCGCAUCCCAGAGUACAGGGCAAGUGCAGUGCAAGAUCUUCGAAUCGCUGCUGUCCCUCGACAUCCACAUUCAGACGUGCCGAGCUCUGAUGGUCAUAUCUGUGCUGAUGGGCUUCAUUGGCAUUAUAGUGAGUGUGGUUGGCAUGAAGUGCACCAGAGUGGGCGACAACAACCCUGCCACCAAGGGCAAGAUCGCUGUGGCGGGAGGAGGCCUCUUCCUACUCGCAGGUUUGUGUACGCUGGUGUCUGUAUCCUGGUACGCAACGCAAGUCUCCGUUCACUUUUUCGAUCCAAACACACCUCAUAAUGCCAGAUAUGAAUUUGGCUCCGCCCUGUUUGUUGGAUGGGCGGCGGCCUGCUUGACGAUCCUGGGCGGCUCCUUCCUGUGCUGCUCCUGCGCUAACGAGGCCCGAGGCGGGCAGCAGUACUACCGGCAAUCACAACCCUCUACUGCCAGGGAGGCUGAGUUAUUGAGUGAGACUAGUUUCCCUGACUGACCAAUCCUCCCUGCCUUUACUCGAGGACCGUUCAAGCUCCGCUCUCUGUUUCUGUCCCUCCUCUACUUCUACCUAGAUUUCAAAUUCGGAUCUUUGUCUCUCUGCUAUACGCUGUGUCACGUCUUCGUUCUUUAAGUCAGAACCCGAUGAAGAGAAAAUGUGGGUGGAAGCCUUUUGUGUGUGUGUGUGUGUGUGUGUGUGUGUCUGUGUAUGCGCAUGUGUGUGUUUUAUCCUACGUCCCUAAAUCUUCGUCAUAAACGUGUACGCAUUAUUCUCUCUAACACACGCAACAAGUAUGAAUUUUUAGUUUUAACUGCAAACUUAAACAUGUCUUUUUCUUUUAAAUUGCAGAGCAAAUGUUAAAAGUUCUCCACCAGACAAAGGGGAGCAGUUCUUGUAGUUUGGGAGAGGGCGACUCCGUUGGUCUCACGCUGGGUUAGAUUUUGGCAACUGACAAGACACUCUCUUGGUAAUAAAUAAGUAAAAUAAGUUAUGAUUAAAGAUCGUAACUUAAAAAGAUAAAAAAAAAGAAAUGGUCAUGUUAAUGUUAACAAAAAAAACAGAAAUGACGUACUACUGUUAUAAAUAUCUGUACUGUUUGCCAUCUUGUACAUGCUUCUGAAUGCAUUCUUAAAUAUAAAAAUAAAAUAAAAAUAAAAAAUAUGACAUGAUAUUGUACUGUACAGGCCUAGUAUUGCUUUACAUGCCACUGAAAAUUAAAAAAUUCAACAUGGAGUGAGCCAAACGUAGAGAUUGUGAAACUAAAAAGAAAAAAAGGUUUUUUUUUUGUAAUAUUAGACCUCAGUUGUAUCUUUCAUGAGACUUGAUUCAGGGUACGUUAAUGAUGCAUUUGAUCAGUUAUGCAAGAUAUUCACUGUUGUUGUGUAGCGUAAGACCGUUUAAAUUCAUAACCAAGCUUUCACUUACAUUUGACUUUUUUUUCUAAUCUGAACAAUACAGAAAUGAUUUUCCUGCUCAUUCACGGAAUAUCCUUCAUUUCCGAGGCCUAGUCCUCACAGUAAUGGCGUUUUAUUGUAUUAUUGUAAAGAAACACAAUGCUGCAUUUGGUAUUUGCAGUUUCAGUAAAAUAAGACCCACACACAUAGAACAGACGCUUUCUGCUGUUGCGUUAGAUUUUUUUUUUUUUUUUUUGCUCUCUCUUUUUAAACACUUAGUGCACAAAUGAUUUGUGGAGAUGAAUUUCAGAUUCCUGACUCACUCGGGAGUUCAGUUCAGCUCACACUGAGAGGCACUCGUCUGCUUUCUUUAGCGGUCAUUCGUGUGAUGGCUGUUUGUUCGCUUGUAAUCACAAACCCUUUUGUUCUGGAUAUGUCUCCUAAUAUUGAAAUAUGUAUCAUCUCAAAUAAAGUGUCUUCUGUUUAUUUCUGUUUUUGAAAUGAAAUAAAAAAAACAUACAAAGUGAA
Messenger RNA from Pangasianodon hypophthalmus (striped catfish), 2557 nucleotides. It is a transcript of the gene cldn19, whose product is annotated as claudin 19. Bases 477 to 1133 code for a protein of 218 amino acids. The record is from RefSeq and is a predicted model, not a curated record. Gene Ontology annotation, biological process: bicellular tight junction assembly; cell adhesion. Gene Ontology annotation, molecular function: structural molecule activity. NCBI's taxonomy places the organism in Eukaryota, Metazoa, Chordata, Actinopteri, Siluriformes, Pangasiidae. The transcript is spliced from 5 exons. Gene Ontology annotation, cellular component: bicellular tight junction; plasma membrane.